Dentiscutata heterogama is the source of this 438-nucleotide messenger RNA. The record is from the annotation of a GenBank genome assembly. NCBI's taxonomy places the organism in Eukaryota, Fungi, Glomeromycota, Glomeromycetes, Diversisporales, Gigasporaceae.
AUGCCAGCUCAAGAAUCUGACGAAAAAGUUAAGACAGUCAUUAAAAAGGAAGAUUUAAAAAUUGGACAAAAAGUUAAAUAUCAUCCUAUCGGUAAUAGCGUUCACCUUUCUGAAGGGAUCGUGAAAGAAAUAAUCACUCAACCUGAGAUCGUUGGAGAUUCUCACAGAAGAGUUAAAGCUAGCGAAGAUAAUCCUAGGGUCGUUAUUGAAAAUUUGCACACACAUAAGCGCACGGCAUAUAGAAUUACAAGCGUUGAAGAGAUUUUAGAAGACGCCAAGGAAGAAAAUAGGAAAAAAGAACCCAAAGAAAUGGAAAGAGACGGAGAAAGUGAAGAACCUGAAGAAAAAGAACCUGAAGGCGAGGAAUCUGAUAACGAAUCACAAGAUCCAGAUUAUGAUCCGGCAAAAGGAAAUGUAGAAAUUGUAAAUGAUUUUUAA